CCCAUUAAAGUUGAAAAAGUUUAAUUCUUACAGAUUUUCUUAAUUAAUCCGUUCAGUCAUUAUUUGAUCGAAUUUUUGCAUCAGGAGUUUCAAAGUCAAAAUGAGGACGGUUCUGAUGGUGGCUGAGAAGCCGUCGCUGGCGUUGUCUUUGGCCAAAAUUCUCUCAAACGGUAACAUGAACAGUCGGAAGGGUUCCAAUGGUGCUUGCUCCAUUCACGAAUACAGAGGGAAAUUUAAUGGAGAAAAUGUCACCUUCAAAAUGACGUCUGUUUGUGGUCAUGUCAUGAGUUGUGAUUUUGUUGGUAAAUAUAACAGCUGGGAUAAAGUUGAUCCGGCUGAGUUAUUCAACGCACCAAUUCAAAAGAAAGAAGCAUCUGCUAAUCUUCACAUGCCACAGUUUUUACGACGUGAAGCCCAGGGAGCUGAUUAUCUAGUAUUAUGGUUAGAUUGUGAUAAAGAAGGGGAGAAUAUUUGUUUUGAAGUGAUGGAAUGUACUGUUUGUGUGAUGAACAGAGUUCCUUCUCAGCAAGUAUAUCGAGCUAGAUUUAGUGCUAUAACAGAUACAGAUAUUAAACGUGCCAUGCAGAAUCUCGUAUCACCCAAUAAAAACGAGGCCCAGUCUGUGGAUGCUAGACAAGAAUUGGAUCUGAGAAUUGGAUGUGCUUUCACCAGAUACCAAACUAAAUUCUUUCAGGGUAAAUAUGGAGAUUUAGACAGUACAUUGAUAUCCUACGGACCCUGUCAGACACCAACUCUGGGUUUCUGUGUGGAACGUCACGAUAAAAUACAGUCAUUUAAACCAGAACCUUACUGGAUCAUGGAUGUACAGAUAACUCAUCCGAAUGGUAAAUCAGUGAAAUUGGACUGGGAAAGAGUUAGAUUGUUUGAUAAAGAAAUAGCUCUAAUGUUUUUAAACAUGGUCAAGGACAGUGAAGAAGCCAGAGUUGUUAAUACCACACAGAAGGAGAAAACUAAAGCUAGACCAAUUGCUUUAAAUACAGUAGAAUUAUUGAGAGUGGCCAGUUCUGGAUUGGGUAUUGGCCCCCACCAUGCCAUGCAGAUUGCUGAGCGUCUGUAUACCCAGGGUUAUAUCAGCUACCCCCGAACAGAAACUACUCAAUAUCCAGAAAACUUUGAUCUGAAAGGCGUGUUACGUCAGCAACAAUCUAGUCCGAACUGGGGAGAUUAUGUCAGUAAAUUAUUAAGUGAAGGAAUACAAAAAGCCAAGAAAGGAAGUGAUGCCGGCGACCAUCCUCCCAUUACACCAAUGAAAUUAGCUCGUGAAGGUGAUUUCGAUCAUGAUUCGUGGAAAGUUUACGAUUAUAUUACUCGGCAUUUCAUAGCCACGUUGUCACCAGAUUGUAAAUAUCUACAGACGACAGUACAUUUUGAGAUCGGGCUGGAGAAAUUCACGACAACUGGUCACCAGCUAUUAGACCCUGGUUAUACGGCUGUUAUGACGUGGCAGGCAUUAGGGAAUGAUGAAGAUUUACCCAAAUUUACUAAAGAACAAACUAUAACAUUAGAUCAUGCCAGAUUAUCAGAGAGACAGACGUCACCCCCAGAUUAUCUGACAGAGGCUGAGUUAAUCUCGUUGAUGGAGAAAAAUGGAAUCGGAACUGACGCCAGUAUUCCAGUACAUAUCAAUAAUAUCUGUGAGAGAAAUUACGUGAAUAUUAUAUCUGGUCGUAAACUAAAACCUACUCCACUUGGUAUAGUACUAGUCCAUGGAUAUCAGAAGAUAGAUUCAGAUCUAGUUUUAUGUACAAUGAGAUCUUCUAUAGAACAACAGUUAAACCUGAUUGCCCAGGGUAAAGCCAACUUCUUUGACGUUAAACAACAUGCUAUCGACAUAUUUCAUAGAAAAUUUAAAUAUUUUGUGGAGAAUAUCAACGGAAUGGAUCAGUUGUUUGAGGUAUCGUUCUCUCCCCUGGCUGCCAUUGGAAAACCUUUUACAAGGUGUGGUAAAUGUAGAAGAUAUAUGAAGUUAAUUCCAGCCAAACCGAGUCGAUUACACUGUGCCAGUUGUGACGAGACUUUCACUCUACCACAGAACGGAAAUAUCAAACUUUAUAAAGAGUUAAAAUGUCCCCUGGAUGAUUUCGAACUUGUUUUAUGGUCAACUGGUCCCAAAGGAAAGUCCUACCCGCUGUGCCCGUAUUGUUAUAAUAACCCACCGUUUAAUGAUAUGAGAAAAGGUAUGGGCUGUAAUGAAUGUACUCAUCCUACGUGUGCACAUAGUUUCUCUAAGAAUGGAGUAUCAGAAUGUGUGGAGUGUGAUCGAGGAAUUCUCGUCAUAGAUCAGUCUUCUGGUCCGAAAUGGAAGAUGGCUUGUAACAAAUGUAAUGUUGUGAUCCAUUUCCUAGAACAUGCUACUAAAAUAUCGGUACAGGAAGACACGUGUGAUUGUGGCUCUAAUCUGAUUGAGGCUACAUUUACUAAGGCUAAAUCCAAACUACCAGAUAAUGCUGAAGAACAUACAGGAUGUGUCUUCUGCGAUCCUGUUCUUAAACCUCUAGUCGAAAAACAUCACGCUACUUCCUUCUUCCAGAAUCGUGGAGGCCGUGGGGGAGGGGCUAGAGGUCGGGGGGGACGAGGAAGGGGCAAACCAAAAGAUAAGAUGUCACAGUUAGCUGCUUAUUUUGUUUAG
Molecule: messenger RNA, 2650 nt
Organism: Lottia gigantea (owl limpet)
Lineage: Eukaryota; Metazoa; Mollusca; Gastropoda; Lottiidae
Exons: 17
Coding region: 101-2650 (849 amino acids)
Biological process (GO): DNA topological change
Cellular component (GO): nucleus
Molecular function (GO): DNA topoisomerase type I (single strand cut, ATP-independent) activity; DNA binding
Source: RefSeq, a predicted model, not a curated record